UAAAUUGUUUACUAUUGGGGAUAUUGAAGUGUUAUCGCAAGUGUUAUACUAAAAUAUUAACGUGUAAUUUUUUUUAAAGAAAUUUUUAAACUUCAAAAAUAUGGGUGAUGGAAUUUCAGAAAUUUUUAAUUCUUUUCAAGACUAUUUAAAUAACGAAGAAGAAUUGCGCGAGGAAAUCCGUGCUAUUGUAAAAGAUCUUGAAAAAAGUGCCAGAGAUAUUCUGAUGAUAUUGCAAAAUAUUCAUAAUGAAAAUAACAUGGAAGAAAACAUAAUUGUAUCUCAAUAUUGUGCAACAUCAAGAGAAUUAUUUAAAGAUGUACGUAAAAACUAUAUAAGACUUGCAGAAGUUGUACCAAGAGACCAAUAUUAUAGAUUUCAUGAUCAAUGGCGUUUUGUUACACAAAAAUUAUGUUUCUUAGCUUCUUUAAUAAUAUAUUUAGAAAUUAAAGUUUUGGUCACCAAAGAAACUGUUGCAGAAAUAUUAGGAGUUAAAAAUAACAGAGAGGAUGGUUUUCAUUUGGAUUUAGAAGAUUACUUGAUGGGUUUAUUACAAUUAUCUGCUGAAUUGAGUCGUUUUGCUGUAAAUAGUGUUACCAAUGGUGAUUAUAACCGACCUAUAGAAAUAGCACGUUUUGUAAAUGACCUAAAUGCAGGUUUUAGACUUUUAAAUUUGAAAAAUGAUUCUCUACGAAAACGUUUUGAUGGCCUAAAAUAUGCUGUUAAAAAAGUGGAAGAAGUAGUUUAUGAUCUUACAAUACGAGGUUUGAAACCAUUUUCAAGUCCAGUUGUUCAAGAAACAGAAUAAUUAUAUUUCAAUAAAUAUCUUAUAAAAAUAAUAUAUAUUAUAAUAUAUAAUAA
Messenger RNA from Apis mellifera (honey bee), 858 nucleotides. RefSeq names its product translin (gene trsn). Gene Ontology annotation, molecular function: single-stranded DNA binding; sequence-specific DNA binding; RNA binding. The record is from RefSeq and is a predicted model, not a curated record. Lineage: Eukaryota; Metazoa; Arthropoda; Insecta; Hymenoptera; Apidae. Gene Ontology annotation, cellular component: nucleus; cytoplasm. Bases 101 to 805 code for a protein of 234 amino acids. The transcript has 5 exons. Gene Ontology annotation, biological process: RNA metabolic process.